AUGACAUGUAGGAGGAGGGGAGGGAGGGGAGAGGAGAAGAGAGGAGGGAGGAGAGAGGAGAAGAUAGGAGUGAGGACAGACGAGAAGAGAGGAGGGAGGAGAGAGGACAAGGAAUGGAGAGAAGGGAGAGGAGAGAAGAGAGGAGGGAGGAAAGGGUGGAGGUGGGAGGAGGAAAGGAGAGUGGGGAAGGGAGAGGGGAAGAGGGGAGGGAGGGGAGAGGAGAAGAGAGGAGGGAGGAAAGAGGAGCGCCAGGCUCUGAGUUUUCCAGAGGAGAGGGGGAGGGAACGCCAGAAGCGCAGGAGAAGGAAGAGGAGAAAAAGGAGGAGAGGGAGGUGGGCGGGGUCGGGAGCAGAAGGGAGGCAGGGGUCGGGGAGGAGCGGCUCCUCCUCCUCCAGGGAGGCGAGGGAGAGGCGAGCGGGGGGGAGGAGGGGGAGCCGGCCAGAGACCGGGGGCGGGCGGAGGGGGGGCAGGGCCGACGGGGUCCGGAGGCCGGGAGCAAGGCGGAUAGAGAGAUGGACGGGGGGGCUGGGGACAAAGCCCAGGCCUCCACCGCCCCCCCCCCGCCCAGCGCCGCGGCCCAGGGACGAGGAGGGAGGGGGAGAGGCGCCGCCCGCCACGGCGGCCCCCGGCAUGGAGCUCCUGGCGGCGCGGCUGAGGGAGGCCCGGGAGGAGGCGGACGGCCAGGCGCUGCUGGCCCAGGAGGUGCGCUCCAAGCUGGGGGAGCAGAGCAGGAGGGCCUGGGAGGCCGAGCAGAGGCUGGUGCUCCUGGAGGCCGAGCUGCAGAGGCUGAGGAAGGCCGCCGAGGGCCUGGGGGAGGCCCGCAGGAAGAUAGAGGUCCUGCAGGCGGAGGGGCUGUCCCUGGAGGAGGAGCUUUGCCGCCUGCGUAGCCACCAGGAGCUCCACUCCAUGCAGUCCACCGUCAUCGCCGGCCUGGAGGGGGAGAAGGCCUCUCUGGAGCGGGAGCGGGACGCGCUGCGGAGCUCCAUGGACGGCCUCCGCACCGCCCAGCGGAAGGGCGACCAAUUGCAGCUGACGAACCAAACCCUGAAGGCGGAACAGGAGCGGCUGGGGCGGAGCUUAGAGGCUUCUCGUCGGCGGGAGGCGGAGCUUGAGGCGGAGCUCCGCGAAGCCACCCUGGAGGCGGAGGGGCUGGCCCGGGGGCGGGACCAGGCGCUGCUGGAGGCCACGCGGUUGGAGCAGGAGAAGGAGGCGUGCGUGGCGGCGCUGGAGGGGGGGCAGAAGGAGGGACGGCAGCGGGAGCGCGAGGCGGCCCGGCUGAGGCAGCAGCUGGAGAGCACCACCCUGGCCCUGGAGCACGCCCACCAGAGGGCCCGGGGCCUGGACGCCGAGCACAGACGGCAGGCCCAGGAGCUGUCUCACUGCAGGGAGAGGUGCGCCGGCCUGCAGAGUUCAGAGGAGGAGCUGGCCGGGCGACUCCACACUCUGGAGGAGGAGCGGCAGCGGCUGGGCGAGCGGCACGCCGACGCCCAGAGCAGCAUCAGCGCGUUGUCCCAGGACCUCUCCGAUGAGCGAGACCGAUCCAGCGGUCUGACCAGUGAGAUCGAGCAGCUGAACCACAAACUAUCCAGGCUGGAGGGUGAACUGAGGACCGCCGGCGAGGCGCUGCGUCGCUCUGGGGAGAGAACAGAGGCCCCCCCUCGGUUGGUGGAGGGGAGUAAUCUGGGGGUCGCUCCAGAAGGAGGGCUGGCCGGCGGUGUGUUGGUGGGUGGUCCCUCAACAGGCUCAUCGGGUCUAGGUGAAGGUCUGCACGACCCAGAGAGUCUGAGCAUGGCUCCAGGCCAGGACGCGGCCCAAGGACGCGACCCUCACCCGACCCCCGGUGACCUUGAUGUGGAGACAGAGAAGCGGCAGGGCCGAGGGUCACCAGAGCUGCAGAGAGAGCAGGCCGUGCUGCUGGCGGAGAGAGAGGCCUUGUUGUUCAGGGCGACCCGGACCCAGGAGGCCUGCGACCGCGUCAGGGAGGAGCUGGAGGCCUCGAGGCGCCACACCCUCAGCCUGCAGGACUCCUGCACCAAGCUGCAGACGCUGCACACCCAGCUGCAGGUGGACCAUGGCACGCUCAGCUCCCAGCAUGCAUCAGUGCUGGCCCGCUGCAGCGACAGCGAGGCCCGGUGCGCCGCCCUGGAGGCGGAGUCCAAAGUGUGGGCCCGGGAGAGGGAGGAGUCCCGCGCCCGGACAGACGCCAUGCGGCGGGACCAGGAGCGAAUGGCAGCGCUGCAGCAGCGGCAGGAGGCGGAGCUUGAGGAGCUGCUGGACAAACACUCCCAGCUGAGGACGUCCAGCCGCAGCCUGGAGGGGGCGCACAGGGAGCUGGAGGCCAGGUACACGGAGCUGCUGGACGGCCGCGCACAGCUGGAAGAGCGGGAGAGGGAGAUGAGGAUGAGGGGGGAGCAGAUGGACACAGAGGAGCACAGGAGGGCAGAGAAAGAGCGGGAGCUGGAGAGGAUCACAGAAGACUAUGAAAGGCUGCAGGCCCAGCAGCGGGAGUGGCUGGCGGCCCAGGCUGAGCUGCUGGCCCAGGGCUCGGUGCUGAGUGGGGAGCUGAGGGCGGCUCUGCUGGAGAGGACCCGGCUGGAGGGGGAGGUCAGCACCCUGAGGGAGAGCAAUCAGAACCUGGACCUCUGCAACGUGCGGCUCACCAGCCAGUACCAGCUGCUGACCCAGCUGAAGGGGAACAUGGAGGAGGAGAACCGCCACUUGGCGGAGCAGAGCCAGAGUCUGCUGAAGGAGAACCACUCUCUACUGGAGCAGAGCCUUGAGCGCCGUGACCAGCAUCACACACAGCAGCGCGAGUACCAGGAGAAGCUGGGGGAGCUGCGCCGCGAGAAGCAGAAGCUGGUGGAGAAGAUCAUGGACCAGUACCGGGUCCUGGAGCCCACCGGGGCCUCCCCCGCCAGCAAGGCCAAGAAGUCCAACUGGAUCGCUGACAGGAUGAAGAAGCUGAUCAAGCCGCGGGCGGGGGGGGCGAGCCGGGAGGGCCGCGCCCUCUUCACCACGGGGGGGAGCGUGGAGAACCUGGCCCACCCGGCUGCAUACACACACACACUGCAGGAUGACCCCCUGAGCGCCCCCGUCUCCCCGUGCCCCAACAGGAGGGCCCCACUGGGGGAGACGGAGAUCUCGGCCCCCCGGUCCCCGGUGCUGCUCACCGGCCCCAUGGCGCGGCGGAAGCUGGGCUCGCGUCACGGCUGGGGCCUGGGCCUGGCCCGGGCCGGCUCCCAGGGCCUGUCCCAGUCCUUCAGCCCCGGGGACCUCCGCCUCCGCACCGCCUCCGCCCCGCCGGCCGCCGCCAGUGUGUCCUGGGAGCCCAGGAGGCCCCCCCGCGUCCCCUCUGUGACCCGCAGCCAGGGGGGAGUCGAGGAGGAGGAGGGGGAGGAGGAGAAGGAGGGGGAGGAGGAGAAGGAGGGGGAGGAGGGAGGGAUGGGUGAGAGAGAGAACGGCGUAGAGGAGUGAAGGGGAGACAGUUAAAUGUGAGUAGAGGUGUAUAGCCCGUGUUUUUCUGUGUGUGUCAGUGUGCGUGUGCGUGUGUGUGUGCGUGCAGGGCGUGCGUGCGUGUUUGCGUGUGUUUGUGUAGAAGAUGCUAAGUGUGUUGCAUGCGCAGCACGUAGAGCAGUAAUAUAAACUGAUGAACAAGGUGGAGUCUGGGAGAAACUCUGUUAAGUGCACCCAGCGAGAGCGCUCAGAACAUCCUGUGCAUUACAACGUUUCCCCAACACAUCAGCCAAACAUCUCCUGUCUGCGGAGAGGCUGAGCAACACGUGGAAAUACUUGAAUGAAUAUUGACCUGGGUCAACGCACGGCUUCUGCACCACUUUAAGAAACAUAACACCUCCUCGUAGACAGCGGCACGCGCCUCACUAUAGAGAACCAGAGCGCUGUAUCGAGGUCUGUGUGUGUGUGUGUGUGUGUGUGCGUGCGUGCGUGCGUGCGUGCGUGAGAGAGAGAGAUAGAGACACAGACAGACAAACAGACAGGCAGACAGACAGACAGACAGACAGACAGACAGACAGACAGACAGACAGACAGACAGACAGAGAGAGAGAGAUUCAAACUACUAGAGGCAAAACAUGAAGUAUCAGCAAUUUUAAUCUACACCUCAGGGGAACAGAACAAAAUAUUUACCAGAUUAAAAGAGCUGUGCGGAUAUACUCAAAGAAAUACAGACAUCAGAUUGUUUUUGAAAGAUUUAAAAGCCCUCUGUCUCACCCCGUUUUAAAUCGACAUCUGUAUUACAGAGAAGGAUCCAGGGUUGCAGUUAACGUCAACUCUAGUGUUGUUGUUCUUUGGAUUGUCUUCUAUCCUGAAGAUAACGUGUCACAUUGAAAGCUUGAAAGGCUGCAUUAAACAUUCUAAAAACAA
Molecule: messenger RNA, 4380 nt
Organism: Gadus macrocephalus (Pacific cod)
Lineage: Eukaryota; Metazoa; Chordata; Actinopteri; Gadiformes; Gadidae
Gene: ccdc88b
Product: coiled-coil domain containing 88B
Exons: 14
Coding region: 1-3474 (1157 amino acids)
Biological process (GO): cytoplasmic microtubule organization; cytoskeleton-dependent intracellular transport
Cellular component (GO): centrosome; cytoplasm
Molecular function (GO): dynein light intermediate chain binding; microtubule binding
Source: RefSeq, a predicted model, not a curated record